AUGUCCGGCGGCCGCUCCCUCCGGCGCCCCUCGCCGCCGCCGCUGCUGCCGCUGCUGCUGCUGGCGCUGGCCGUGGGCAGGGCGCUGGGCCGCGCCAGCCCGGCCGGGGGCCCCCUGGAAGACAUAGUCAUCGAGCGGUACCACAUCCCCAGGGCCUGCCCCCGGGAGGUGCAGCGCGGGGACUUCGUGCGCUACCACUACAACGGCACGUUCGAGGACGGCAAGAAGUUCGACUCCAGCUAUGACCGCAGCACGUUGGUGGCCAUCGUGGUGGGGGUGGGGCGUCUCAUCACCGGCAUGGACCGCGGCCUCAUGGGCAUGUGUGUCAACGAGCGGAGACGCCUCAUCGUGCCGCCCCACCUGGGGUACGGCAGCAUCGGUGUGGCGGGCCUCAUCCCCCCGGACUCCACCCUCUACUUCGACGUGGUCCUGCUGGACGUGUGGAACAAGGAGGACACCGUGCAGGUGAGCACCCUGCUGCGGCCGCCCCACUGCCCCCGCAUGGUCCAGGACAGCGACUUCGUCCGCUACCACUACAACGGCACACUGCUGGACGGCACCGCCUUCGACAGCAGCUACAGCCGGGGCGGCACCUACGACACCUACGUGGGCUCAGGCUGGCUGAUCAAGGGCAUGGACCAGGGGCUGCUGAGCAUGUGCCCUGGGGAGAGAAGGAAGAUCAUCAUCCCCCCGUUCCUGGCCUAUGGCGAGAAGGGCUACGGGACUGUGAUCCCCCCGCAGGCCUCCCUGGUCUUCCACGUCCUGCUCAUCGACGUCCACAACCCCAAGGACGUGGUGCAGCUGGAGACGCUGGAGCUCCCGCCCGGCUGUGUCCGGCGGGCCGCGGCCGGGGACUUCAUGCGCUACCACUACAACGGCUCGCUGAUGGACGGCACCCUCUUCGACUCCAGCUACUCCCGCAACCACACAUACAACACCUACGUGGGGCAGGGCUACAUCAUCCCGGGCAUGGACCAGGGGCUGCAGGGCGCCUGCGUGGGCGAGCGCCGGAGGAUCACCAUCCCCCCGCACCUGGCCUACGGGGAGAACGGGACCGGAGACAAGAUCCCUGGCUCGGCGGUGCUGAUAUUCGACGUCCAUGUCAUCGACUUCCAUAACCCCGCGGACCCCGUGGAGAUCAGGACCCUGUCCCGGCCCGCCGAGGCCUGCAACGAGACCGCCAAGUCCGGGGACUUCGUGCGCUACCACUACAACUGCUCCCUGCUGGACGGCACCAGGCUCUUCUCCUCGCACGACUACGGGGCUCCCCAGGAGGCCACUCUGGGGGCCAACAAGGUGAUCGAAGGGCUGGACACAGGCCUGCAGGGCAUGUGCGUGGGCGAGAGGCGGCAGCUCGUGGUGCCCCCGCACCUGGCACACGGGGAGAGUGGAGCCCGUGGGGUCCCGGGCAGCGCCGUGCUGCUGUUCGAGGUGGAGCUGAUAUCCCGGGAGGAGGGGCUGCCCGAAGGCUACCUGUUUGUGUGGCACCAGGACCCGCCUGCCAACCUGUUUGAGGACCUGGACCUCAACAAAGACGGCGAGGUCCCGCCCGAGGAGUUCUCCGCCUUCAUCAGGGCUCAGGUCAGCGAGGGCAAGGGCCGCCUCAUGCCGGGGCAGGACGCCGACAAGACCAUCGGCGACAUGUUCCAGAACCAGGACCGCAACCAGGACGGCAAGAUCACCGUCGAGGAGCUCAAACUCAAGUCCGACGAGGACCAGGAGCGGGUUCACGAGGAGCUCUGA
Messenger RNA from Pipistrellus nathusii (Nathusius's pipistrelle), 1743 nucleotides. The record is from the annotation of a GenBank genome assembly. NCBI's taxonomy places the organism in Eukaryota, Metazoa, Chordata, Mammalia, Chiroptera, Vespertilionidae.